UUUAAUAUUUUAUAGCCUUUCCCUUUGUUAUUUCUUCAUCUGGGUUUCUCUCUUUUUAACCUUCGGAAACAUCACAUCCAUACGAAAUUCCAUAUAUACGCAUAUAUAUAUAAACGCCCACAUAUACAAAACGCCUACUUCUUUGCUUGCAUUUCCAUUAUAUUCUUUGCGCUGCACCAUUAAUGGAGGGGGAAAAGUAAAGUUGAGAUCUUUAUGAAAAUUCAAGCAAAGGAUUAAAGACAAUUGGGAAUGGCAUCAAGUUCUUGUCCUAAACAGAGCACAGUAGCCAUGAACCGCAAUGCCCCGACCUACCCAUCUCCUCUUGCAAGGUACGAGGAUGUGGUGGCAAGUCAGAAGCUUUUCAUGGCGACCUUGGAAAAGCUUCACUCUAUGAUGGGUACUAAAUUCAUGAUACCGAUCAUAGGGGGACGGGAAUUGGACUUGCAUAAGCUGUUUGUUGAGGUAACUUCUCGUGGUGGAAUUGAAAAGAUCAUUAGAGAAAGAAGAUGGAAGGAAGUAACCGCAACAUUUAACUUUCCCCCGACAGCAACGAAUGCAUCCUUUGUCCUGCGCAAAUACUACUUCUCGCUGCUUCAUAAUUACGAGCAAAUCUAUUUCUUCAAAGCUCGUGGUCAGAUUCCUCCCGAAUCCAAUAGAUCAGUCUCCUCGCUAGGAACCGCUGUAAGGCCAUCCUUAGAACUUCAAGCUAUAACAUUUUCUUAUCCAAGGAUCGGUUCUGGAGAAAACCCUUCAGAAAUGAGUAAUCCCUCUUCUUCUGCUGUCUCAGCAUCUUCAACUGGUUCCCCUGUGACUGGAGUCAUCGAUGGGAAAUUCGAGAGUGGUUAUCUCGUUACUGUCACAAUCGGGUCAGAGAAACUCAGAGGAGUCCUGUAUCAGAUUCCAAAGAACUCAGUCCCUCAAGCUCCCGAAAGUUAUGGUGUUUUCCCCAGCAACUGGACAGGCAAUGCUGCUUAUUCUCAGGUGCCUUCAGGGACAAAACGCCGUAGGAGAAGAAAGAAAUCGGAGAUAAAGAGACGAGAUCCAGCUCACCCGAAGCCAAACAGAAGCGGGUAUAAUUUCUUUUUCGCAGAGCAGCACGCAAGGCUGAAGCCGCUUCACCCAGGUAAGGACAGGGAUAUCAGCAGGAUGAUUGGUGAACUCUGGAACAAGCUAAAUGAACAGGAAAAAACGGUUUACCAAGGGAAGGCUCUGGAGGACAAAGAACGAUACCGAGCAGAAAUGGAGGAUUACCGAGAGAAGCUCAAGACGGGUCAGCUCAUCAGCAACGCAGUGCCACUGCAACAGCGGCUUUCCGAGCGAGAUGUGGAAAUGGCUGAAGCUGAUGCUACAGUGGAAGAACCCGAGCAAGAAGAAGAAGAAGAAGGUGACUCGAGUGGCUGCUCAGGUGAAAGCGACCUCGAGGAAGAUCAAAACCGCCAUUCUGCUUUGCCCUCUGUUUUUAGCUGA
Tarenaya hassleriana is the source of this 1467-nucleotide messenger RNA. RefSeq names its product high mobility group B protein 15-like. The transcript is spliced from 7 exons. Bases 250 to 1467 code for a protein of 405 amino acids. Gene Ontology annotation, molecular function: DNA binding. The record is from RefSeq and is a predicted model, not a curated record. Lineage: Eukaryota; Viridiplantae; Streptophyta; Magnoliopsida; Brassicales; Cleomaceae.